Striga asiatica is the source of this 1245-nucleotide messenger RNA. NCBI's taxonomy places the organism in Eukaryota, Viridiplantae, Streptophyta, Magnoliopsida, Lamiales, Orobanchaceae. The record is from the annotation of a GenBank genome assembly.
UUUAAAUACCUCACUCCAUAGCAACCCUUCUUUCCUGCAUUCUCCUUACUACAGCCACAAAAUAAACUCUCUUAUUCCUCAUGGACCCUUCAAACUCCGUCAAUGGCUACUACAAUUUUCUGACACGCGGCAUAGACGACCUCGAGCGCGUGUUCGGUUCGACCAAUUUCAUGUCCUUACAAUUCUUGCAGAGGGCUUUGUCCCUUUUAAGGUCUGUGCACAAUCAGCUGACCCUUUUGGUCCAAAAGCUCCAUCUGCCCGUCGGCGAAAAAUGGCUCGACGAGUACAUGGACGAAAGCUCCAAGCUUUGGGAGGUUUGCCACGUGCUCAAGAAUGGAGUCUCGGGCUUGGAGAGCUACUACUCGUCGGGCCUUGGCGCGAUUUCCUCGCUCGACGGCCAUCGUCGCUUGAGCCCACAGCUUUCUCGUCAGAUGAUCCGGGCCAUAUUAGUCUGCCGAAGGGAAGCAGUAGCCCUAGAGCAAGAAAACCGGUCCCUAAUCGAGACCAGAAUUGAGCCCCUCUCCCUAAAAUUCGACGAGAAAGUCAUAGUCGAGUCGAAGCUCAACGGAUUCAACGGUUUUAGGGGCGUUUUAUACGCUAUGAGGAACGUGAGCUCACUCUUGCUCACAAUCCUUCUGCACGGGCUCGUUUAUUGCUGGCCGCAACCUAGCCUUUCGGAAAACGGGUUCGAUCAAGGGCACUUGUUUUUUGGGUCGGCAUUUAUGAUAUCUACGGCCCGACUUCACCAACGGGUCGUUUCCGAGAUUGAUGUCGGGCUUUUGCUUUACGAAUUUCGGAGGUCGAGGGCUGCCAUGGAUGAGCUGAGGUGUGAGCUUGAGAGAUUGUGUUCACAGGGGAAUUUGGAGUGGGAAUGUGAAGUUGGGCUAAGGGAAAGAGUUGAGGGGCUAAAGUGCAAUUUUGGAAACUUGAGGGUUGGGGUUGAGAAUGUUGUUGGGCAGCUUGAUGAUUUUUUUGAUGAGAUUGUUGAGGGGAGGAAGAAGCUCUUGGAUUUCUGCAGCCAUAGGUAGGUAGGGGAAGUUUUUGAAUUAACUCUUUUCUUGGGGGGGUUUUGAAGAAAUUUGAAGGAGGUAUUAAAUUUUUACAAGUUUAGGGGAAAUGUUAACUAGUAGUUUGGUUGGGUGUAGUAUUUUGUUGAGUCUUCUGAUUUGUAUCUUUCUUNUGCAGAAAAAAAAAAAGAUGAUGAUUUUGAGAUAAUCAAAGCAUGAGAGUUUUAAUGGAUGAGAU